GACUUACACUUUACAGGUAACUUGGGAGAGUCUGCGAGAGUCAGCAGGCUACCAAUCUGGCAACACUGUCCUCUUUUAUGUUACUCUAGUUGUAGUUUCUAGGCCUUAUAUUUCUGCAAACGUGGCACGGUGAACUUUAAGGAAUUUUAUCAUUUGGUCUAUCGGAGGAAAUGUUUUCUCAAUGUUAUUGUGACUUGUGAGAAUCAUGUGAUGAAAAGGAUUCGACUUACAUACGUUUCCCGAAGAGAGUCAAAGGUAUAUAAUACCAUUGUAGGGGUAUAAUUGAACCAAGAAAAACAAUUCAAAGUUGUUAUCAGAAGAUUGGAAAUUUUCGCGGUUGCGAUAAUUGAAAGAAUUGCAUUUCAGAAUGGCUGGUGUAUCGCUUGACGCUGUUAACCAAUACAUUGACGAGCACAUGAGCAAUUUCAAAGAAGGUCUUCGAAAUGCAGUUGCUAUUAAAAGCGUAUCGUCUAAUAGAGACCAUCGAGGAGACGUCAUCCGAAUGAUGGAAACGGCUGCAUCGAGAAUGGAAAACAGUUUAGGAAUGUCAGUUGAACUAAGAGAUCUUGGCCUUGACCCAAAUUAUCCCGAUGGUGAUGUUCAACUUCCACCGGUGAUUCUUGCUUCACUUGGAAAUGACCCGAACAAGAAAACCCUGUGCAUUUAUGGUCAUCUUGACGUUCAACCGGCAGAAAUGUCAGAUGGCUGGAAUCAUCCUCCUUUUGAAUUGACAAUUGUUGAUGACGAAAUGUUUGGUCGCGGAUCGACUGACGACAAGGGACCUGUCCUUGGAUGGUUGAAUUCAAUCGAAGCUUUCCAGCAAACAAACACCAGUAUUCCUUUAAAUUUGAAGUUUGUGCUUGAAGGUAUGGAGGAAAGUGGAAGUGUUGGUUUGGCAGAUCUUAUCAAGGAGGAAAAAGAUCUAUUUUUCAAGGAUGUUGAUUUCAUUGCUAUAUCCGACAACUAUUGGCUUGGUACUUCAAAACCUUGUUUGACUUAUGGUCUUCGAGGUAUCAUCUAUUUCCAUGUCAAAGUGAAUUGUGCCGACAAAGAUUUACAUUCUGGAAGCCAUGGUGGACCUGUGUAUGAAGCAAUGUCGGAUGUGGUUGCAUUGCUGUCCACGUUAACUGACGAAAAGGGAAAAAUAUUGAUACCAGGUGUUAAUGAUUCCGUUCGUGAAUUGACUCCUGAAGAGGAAGCUCUCUAUGACGAUUUGGAUUUUGACAUGAAUGUCUACCGUGAGCAACUCGGUGCACACGAGCUGACAACUUCUAACGAGAAAAAUACACUCAUGAGACGUUGGAGAUAUCCAUCUUUAUCCAUUCAUGGAUUUGAAGGUGCGUUUUCUGGCCCUGGUGACAAAACCGUCAUUCCAUAUGAGGUGAUAGGAAAGUUCUCAAUUCGCCUUGUACCUGAUCAAGAUCCUGAAGUGAUUGGACAGUUAGUUAUCGAUCAUCUUAACUAUGUUCACAGACAAAGAGGAAGUCCAAAUAUUAUGACUCCGACUUACUCCAACGGGGCUUCACGUGCUUGGCUCGGAGAUUUCGAGAACCCAGUGUUUGAAGCUGGAAAGUUGGCCACCUUAGAUGUACAUAGCGUGGAGCCUGACUGCAUUCGUGAAGGAGGCAGUCUACCACUCGUUUUGACGCUUACUGAGACCACUGGCAAGGAUUGUGUGUUUUUACCAAUGGGAAGGUCUGAUGAUUGUGCGCAUUCCCAGAACGAAAAGUUGAACAUUACAAAUUUGCAAGCUGGUGUAAGUUUGAUGUGUGAAGAUGAAGCUGUUUGCUGCCUAUAUCAAUCAUCUUGGUGCGUUGACUAGUGGUGCAGGAAAGCCAGAAAGCAUGAUCAAAUGAAACUGACAUUUGCUGAAUUGUUAAUACAAGCAAGUGAUUAAUUGCUAUUUUUUCAACCAUUGUCUUCAUUAAAUUCUUUGUCAAAGCACAGAUUUCUAGAUAGUGCGAGGCUGCCAGGUAGACGGGCAAAUUGUUGAGGUAAAAUUUAAGAAAUUGCGGGAUUAAGGUUUUGGGGCAAAAAAAAUAUAUUCAUUUAUAAUAAAAAUGCAUAUCAAUGA
This is a messenger RNA of Xenia sp. Carnegie-2017, 2074 nucleotides long. Its product is annotated as cytosolic non-specific dipeptidase-like. The coding region runs from base 368 to 1822 and encodes 484 amino acids. NCBI's taxonomy places the organism in Eukaryota, Metazoa, Cnidaria, Anthozoa, Malacalcyonacea, Xeniidae. Gene Ontology annotation, molecular function: peptidase activity. The record is from RefSeq and is a predicted model, not a curated record. Gene Ontology annotation, biological process: proteolysis. The transcript is spliced from 18 exons.